CUUUUUCGGAACACCGUUGUAACGGCAAAAGUUCCGAUAACGUUAUGCCGCCAACUGAAGUUCUUGAUGCUGCCGCCGACAGUGUCGUGGACGACAGCGCGGUUACAGAUGAUACAUCCCCUACACUGUCCAUGGAUAGCGCGGAUGAGUCCAAUGUCCUGACCAUCCAUGAAGCCAUUCAGCGGGUCGGGUACGGCACGUUUCAGAAGCGUCUGCUGCUCGUGUCGGGGCUCAUGUUCAUGGCGGACGCGGUCGAGGUGAUGCUCUUGAGUUUCCUGCAAGUGCUCGUCAAGGACGAAUGGCACCUCACGUCCACGCAACAAGCCGGGAUCACCGCCGCCGUCUUCGCCGGCGAACUGCCUGGCGCGCUGUUCUGGGGCUUCUUCGCCGACAAGUAUGGACGUCGCCUCGGGUUCCUCCUCAGUGCCUUGUGCAUCGCCGUGUUUGGCAUUUGGUCGGCGUUCGUGCCGACUGUGUGGUGGCUCAUGGCGUGUCGCGCCAUGGUGGGCUUUGGCGUGUCUGGCGCGCUCGUGCCAUUUGAUCUGAUGGCCGAAUUCUUGCCAGACUCGGAGCGGGCGCGGGUCCUGCUGUUAUUUCAGCUGUAUUGGACUGUAGGCAUUGCGUUCGUAGCGAUACUGGCGUGGGUGGUCAUUGAAUCGUGGGGCUGGCGGUGGCUCACAGGUUUAUGUGCGACACCGUUGGUGUUGGUACUGUGCUCGUUUCCGUGGAUGCCAGAGUCCCCGAAAUGGCUGGUCGAUCAACAUCGAUACGACGAAGCGAUUCAUGUACUUGAAGCGACCGCCAAGCUCAACGGCACCACUUUACCGUACAAUGUACGCAUCCGCCCCCUGGAAUCCAAAGGUGUAAAGGAGCAGGGUCGAGUGAUUGGGGAGAUUUGCAGUCGCAAGCUGUGGCGAGCUAGCACCAUGUUAUUUCUCACUUGGCUUGGGUUUGGCCUGAGUUAUUAUGGAAUCAUCUUGCUGUUUCCACGUAUCUUCAAGCCGGAAGACGGCCAAACGUUCAAUUACACGUGCAUCUUCCUCGCGGCCGUCGCCGAAGUGCUCGGGGUCUUUCUAACCAUGACCAUUGUCGAUACAGUUGGACGACGGCAGACCCAAAUCGCAUUGUACUUCGUGUGUGCUUUAGCUGUGUUUCUAUCGGCUCUGGACUUGGAUUUGGUCUCGUUAACGAUCUUAGCGAUGGCCGCACGGGCUUUUAUUAUGGGCGCAUCUAGUACUACUUGGCUGGCGACGCCCGAAGCCUUCCCUACACAUGUGCGCACAAGCGGCCACGGCAUCGCAUCUGCCAUGUGUCGGCUGGGAGGUUUCGUCACUCCGUUCAUCGCAGACAGCGAGUCCAUGUCUGUGGCGGGCGUCUGCGGCAUCUACGGCACCUGCCUCCUCCUUACCACUGUCGCAUGUUACUUGCUGCCGCCGGACUCGAUCAAUCCGGAUCUACUGGUCGUCUGUGACACUGCGUGCGAGCUGGUGGCGCUCACAACUGAAGAAGAUAGCUCCGUUGGCAAGGCCGCCGAUAUGGACUAACAGCUAUAACAUACAUGUAGAGAGGAAGUAGUAGUACUAGUACUAACUAGUAGAUCGGCCGGACUUCGAAAUCUAUUUGAGGGGGAUCGUACUGUAGUAAUCCUAGCAGUCGUAGUAGUAGUAAGACCGGACAGAGUGCGGAAAGAAUAGAGCGUUUUGCGUG
Messenger RNA from Aphanomyces astaci, 1707 nucleotides. RefSeq lists its product as hypothetical. Gene Ontology annotation, cellular component: membrane. The coding region runs from base 45 to 1544 and encodes 499 amino acids. NCBI's taxonomy places the organism in Eukaryota, Oomycota, Saprolegniomycetes, Saprolegniales, Verrucalvaceae. The transcript is spliced from 7 exons. Gene Ontology annotation, biological process: transmembrane transport. The record is from RefSeq and is a predicted model, not a curated record. Gene Ontology annotation, molecular function: transmembrane transporter activity.